Molecule: messenger RNA, 1816 nt
Organism: Chlamydomonas reinhardtii
Lineage: Eukaryota; Viridiplantae; Chlorophyta; Chlorophyceae; Chlamydomonadales; Chlamydomonadaceae
Exons: 1
Coding region: 117-506 (129 amino acids)
Cellular component (GO): nucleosome
Molecular function (GO): DNA binding; protein heterodimerization activity; structural constituent of chromatin
Source: RefSeq, a predicted model, not a curated record
CGGUUCUGGGCCAGCUGCAUAUAAACACAAGGGACACUUGACUCAAACUUACAGCGCUUUCAACACUUACUCACAGCCCUCUUAUCUCGUUCUGCAAGAACCCUUAACACGAUACAAUGGCUGGUCGCGGCAAGGGCAAGACCUCUGGCAAGAAGGCCGUGAGCCGCAGCGCCAAGGCUGGGCUGCAGUUCCCUGUGGGCCGCAUUGCGCGCUACCUGAAGAAGGGCAAGUACGCCGAGCGCAUUGGUGCCGGCGCGCCCGUGUACCUGGCCGCCGUGCUGGAGUACCUGACCGCUGAGGUGCUGGAGCUGGCCGGCAACGCCGCCCGCGACAACAAGAAGAACCGCAUUGUGCCCCGCCACAUCCAGCUGGCCAUCCGCAACGACGAGGAGCUGGGCAAGCUGCUGGGCGAGGUGACCAUCGCGUCGGGUGGCGUGCUGCCCAACAUCCACGCCGUGCUUCUGCCCAAGAAGACCAAGGGCGGCAAGGGCGAGGAGACCGCCUAAAGCGCCUGGCCUCGAUUCCUCAUUCGCACAACAAACUCGGUGUUUCUCAACACCACCACUACCUGGCUCUGGGUGGGGCGCGUGGGCUUGCUAGGGCAAGACACGCGGGUAGGAAGCCCGCUUGUUCAGGGGGCGAGAGGCAGGAGUGGCAAGCGGUUCGAUCUGCGGACAGUAACGUGCAACCUGGUGCUAGAUGAGUUGCUGGUGCUCUUUGGGGCUUCGGGGCUGGGGCUGGUUGGAAGCAAACUUCCUAGACGCGUCUGCACGUCACCACAAACCUGGCUUCGGUAUUGGCAAGGUGGGCCGGUGAGGUAUGCUCGCGUACCGGGUCGUAGUCUGGCACUCUGGCCACCUUUCCGGGGACUAGCUGGCUGGGGUCGAUUGCCAAUGAAUUGGAAUGGGUGGCAUGGUGGGUUAUGGCAACCAAGAUGCCUGCGCAGGGCUACCCCAACACCCUCAGAUGCGCGUGCACGGGGGUCAAGAUGCCUAUGGAACUUAGCUGCCAGACCAGACCCACCCCGCCAGAUGCCUGCGCUAGGCAACUUUCCCACCCUCCGAGGUGGUUCGGGCGGGAUGGGUGUGAGCAAGGCUGCUCCCCUAGUCACGUAGCUGUUGUGUUAAAGUAUGUGAUGCAGGUGCCCCCUGGCUGGGUGACAAAGGCGAAAAGAUUCCUGGCAACUCGAGCGCUUGCCAGCAGGGUUGCAUAGUUCGUAGUACGCGUACUAUGUACUGCGUACUGUACUACGUACUGUACGCUGCCCUCGUCGGCUAGUACGUUGGAAAAUACGUUGUGCUGGGGAAACCAGCGGGGUGGGCCGUGGCAGCGCCGUGGCGGGUGAGGGGCGCGAGGGGUGCUGGAAAGGAUGUCCGUCGAAGUUCGCGAACCAUGGCUGCUCUUCGCACUGCAGCUGUGUUUUCUUAUAACAAUAUGAUUAUAAUAAGUUGAAGGAAAUUCCGCUAGAAGACUAUGGCCGCGCAAAUCCAAAUUCACACCGAUUCGGGCAUGGUGCAGGCACACGUGUCGUGUUUGCAUCGGCUUUCCCCCCGGAUUUCCUGGCCCAGCGUAUUAUGCACCGUAUUGUAACGUACUGUACUAGAAAUCCUAGUACGCUGUAUUAAUACGCAUAUUUGGAGAGAGGGUCGCGUACUAGGCAACCCUGCUUGCCAGCUUGCACCCUUUCCGGACCUGGGCUGAGGGUUGAUGUGGGGCUGGCUCGGUAGAAGUGCUCCAUGUUUGCUGCCUGCUAAGUGUUGUGCCAGGCGAAACCUGUGAGUGAGGCAGCACCAGUGGAGCCCAAAUGAAACACGCU